UUGAAUUCAGCACUUCUGACAAAUCCUGCUUCUCCAGAAGGGAGCUAUGGAGCUCCUAUUGGAUGGGAGCAGCUCAGGGUUUUUAUUCAGUGAAGGAUGUGAUUGUUUAAAGAGAUGCUGCAUUCCACAAGCAUUUCUGAAGACCACAACAAAGGCUGUGUCCAGUGGUGCCAUCUGUAGAGAAGAGGAAAAAAUGAAAUACCUGUUCUUAAUAUUUUUCAUGAACUUAUUGCCACAAUAUGCUGGCAAGUCUUUGAGCAGAGAUGGCAAUUACCCAAAAACAUUUGAAGACAUUAGAAAUGAGAUAGCUGGCUAUUAUGAUAUUGCUAAAGCUAUAAUUGACCUUGCUGUUUACGGAAAAGCUCAGAACAGAUCUUAUGAAAGAUUGGCUGGUUUUGUUGAUACCAUAGGACCUAGACUAAGUGGUUCAAAAAAUCUAGACGCAGCCAUCAAGUAUAUGUACAGUGCCCUGCAGAAAGACGGGCUGGAGAAUGUGCACCUGGAGCCUGUGAAAGUACCUCACUGGGAAAGAGGAGAAGAGUUUGCCAUGAUGCUGAAACCAAGGAAUCACAGCAUUGCUAUUUUGGGACUUGGGAGCAGUGUUGCAACUCCUCCGGAAGGAAUUACAGCGGAAGUCCUAGUGGUAGCCUCUUUUGAUGAACUGCACAGAAGAGCUCAAGAGGCCAAGGGGAAGAUCGUUGUCUACAACCAACCUUUCAUCAGUUAUGGUGAAACUGUGCGGUACAGAUCACUGGGAGCAGUGGAAGCUGCUAAGGUUGGAGCAGUGGCAUCCCUCAUUAGAUCCAUUGCUUCUUUUUCUAUUGAUAGCCCACAUACUGGCUGGCAGAACUACCGGUCUGGCAUACCUCAGAUUCCCACUGCUUGCAUCUCUGUGGAAGAUGCUGAAAUGAUGUCACGGAUGUCUUUCCGAGGCACUAAGAUUGUUGUGUACCUGAAGAUGGGAGCCAGGACCUACCCAGACUCUGCUUCUUUUAACACGGUGGCAGAAAUAGUUGGAAGCAAGUACCCAGAGCAGAUUGUGUUGGUCAGUGGACAUCUGGACAGCUGGGAUGUUGGGCAGGGAGCUAUGGAUGACGGCGGCGGAGCAUUUAUAUCAUGGGAAGCAUUAUCACUCAUUAAGGAUCUGGGACUUCGUCCGAAAAGAACUGUGCGCUUGGUGCUAUGGACAGGAGAAGAACAAGGAGGAAUAGGUGCUGAGCAGUACUACCAGUUGCAUAAGGAAAACAUCUCUAACUUUGAUAUCGUCAUGGAGUCUGAUGAGGGCACCUUCAAGCCAUCUGGGCUGGCUUUUACUGGUAAUGCCAAAGCUCGUGACAUCGUGAAAGAGAUCAUGGCUCUGCUACUGCCUAUCAACGUUACAGAAGUUUAUGACACUGCAGAUGGAGCAGACAUCAAUUUCUGGAUGAGGGACGGAGUGCCCGGUGCCAGCUUGCAUGAUGACCUCAGUAAAUACUUCUGGUUUCAUCAUUCUCAAGGGGACACGAUGACAGUUCAGGAUCCAAACCAGAUGAAUCUCUGUGCUGCUGUUUGGGCUGUUGUCUCCUAUAUAAUUGCUGACAUGGAAGAGAUGCUGCCAAGGUAAUAAAGAGUCAAGAGAGAAGAUUUCUGUUCAUCAGUGAAGACUGUGAGUCCCCGUGUAGACACGUGGUCUACAGCUGUGGGAAAUUCCUUUUUUCACCCUGAUUUUGCACAUGUGCAUUUGUCUGUUUUCUCCAAAGCGUAUACUCUCUUACACACUCCUGGUUCUUUUUGCUGUUUUAACGUUUUCCAUUUAUGAUUUUCACAGUUACCUGAAUACUUGUAAAAUUUCUGAUGAAAGUAUGGUAUCUCUUUGGUAUGAUGAAGUAAUCAUUUGUAUGCAAACUGAUCAUUUGCAGCAGAAAAAAUACAACAAAAUAAAUUUGUCGCAUCAGAA
Messenger RNA from Lagopus leucura (white-tailed ptarmigan), 1936 nucleotides. It is a transcript of the gene CPQ, whose product is annotated as carboxypeptidase Q. The transcript is spliced from 8 exons. NCBI's taxonomy places the organism in Eukaryota, Metazoa, Chordata, Aves, Galliformes, Phasianidae. The record is from RefSeq and is a predicted model, not a curated record. The coding region runs from base 47 to 1603 and encodes 518 amino acids. Gene Ontology annotation, biological process: thyroid hormone generation; peptide catabolic process; proteolysis. Gene Ontology annotation, molecular function: metallodipeptidase activity.